Exophiala oligosperma is the source of this 1117-nucleotide messenger RNA. RefSeq names its product GTP-binding protein ypt5. The transcript is spliced from 4 exons. The record is from RefSeq and is a predicted model, not a curated record. Lineage: Eukaryota; Fungi; Ascomycota; Eurotiomycetes; Chaetothyriales; Herpotrichiellaceae. Gene Ontology annotation, molecular function: GTP binding; GTPase activity. The coding region runs from base 146 to 805 and encodes 219 amino acids.
AGGCAUACCACUCACUACCACCACCAAACCCUCAACCGCUUUCGCAUCUCGACAAUCAUAGUCUUUACACCCACGCAACCACUCGAUAAUCCCUCUCACAUUGUGACUUUUACAAUUGACCCUCUGUUGGGAUCUGAACCCCACGAUGGCUGCACGAGCUCCAACUGGCCGACCUGGCGCCGGUGGCAGGUUUGCUCAAUUCAAGCUCGUUCUUCUCGGUGAAUCUGCCGUUGGAAAGAGCUCAUUAGUCCUUCGUUUCGUCAAAGACCAGUUUGAUGAUUACCGCGAGUCAACAAUUGGCGCCGCUUUCUUGACACAAACAAUCACACUAGAUGAAAACACAACGGUCAAAUUUGAGAUAUGGGAUACUGCAGGUCAAGAAAGAUACAAGUCGCUUGCACCCAUGUACUACCGGAACGCGAACUGCGCCGUAGUGGUCUACGAUAUCACCCAGGCUUCCUCGCUAGAUAAAGCCAAAUCAUGGGUAAAAGAGCUGCAAAGACAGGCCAACGAGAAUAUCAUUAUCGCGCUGGCGGGAAACAAGGUGGACGUGGUCAACGAACAUCCCGACAAGCGAGCGAUCGAGACCGCCGAUGCCGAAGCCUACGCCAAAGAGGCAGGCCUGCUCUUUUUCGAGACAUCUGCGAAGACGUCGACCAAUGUCCACGAACUUUUCACCGCCAUUGCAAAGAAACUACCUCUCGACCAGGCAGGUCCCCGCAACCUGAGAUCAAAUCCUCGACCCGGAGUAGAUCUACGCCCCGAGUCGACCGGCACGCAAGGAGGGUCAAACUGCCAGUGCUAAACCACCCGACCGUUUAUGGAUUCCUUGACUUCAUGUAUUGAGCUAGCAGGCGUACGGCGGGAGAUUGUGGCCAGGAAGGGACGCUGGAUAGGGAUGGAUUUUUGCCACGAACCACAGGCGCCCACCUCAGAACUGGAGAUGUACUUGACCGAUCGGGACAGUGUAUGCCGCAGCAGGCUCAUCUCUUUACAUCAUCUAUGAGUUAUACUGCAGAGACUGGCGUUGCAAGAAUCGAUCCGGCCACCCCAUUGUCUUGUUACUAUCACACUUUAAUGCUUAGACCAAUAUUCGUUUUUACAGAUUUACUUUGAG